Molecule: messenger RNA, 582 nt
Organism: Exophiala xenobiotica
Lineage: Eukaryota; Fungi; Ascomycota; Eurotiomycetes; Chaetothyriales; Herpotrichiellaceae
Exons: 2
Coding region: 1-582 (193 amino acids)
Source: RefSeq, a predicted model, not a curated record
AUGCCUAUGGUCAAAAAAGCUCGACGCGUCACGGCCGCAGACAAGCGCCAGAAGGCAAUACUCAAGAAGAAACUUACUGGGGAAGUCUACGACGAGAACAGACCCACACUAUCCAAGUCUCCCAACGACGACAAACCAAAACCAUCACCACCGAAUCUCGACGCCCUGAUAGCUCGAGCUCAACAACCACAAACCACCAGCAAGGAGCGAGAAGACAUCCUAGAUGUAUCCCGCGCCUCCCAACCACGCACCACAAAGGAGCGCGAAGAAAUCCUAAACGCCAUCCUCCAGAUCAGAACGUCCGACCGUCCCAACCACACCCGUCGCGAACAAGAACGCCUCACUGACAUUACAGCAUUCGUCAAUUUCUUCAGCGGCUGGAAAACCACGCAGGAAGACAUCGACAAAUACUGCGGCUUUCACACUCGGACGUCGCGUGAUGUCCGCAACAACCCACAUCGACAGCCGCCGGGCGUCGAGCGUCGAGGGAGGAGACAACCUCGUCUAUCUCAGGAAGAGCUUUCUCUCUUUGGCAUCGACCCAGAAACCGCUCGCUUGAAUUGGAAUCUCAACGGAGUCUAA